Molecule: messenger RNA, 983 nt
Organism: Blepharisma stoltei
Lineage: Eukaryota; Ciliophora; Heterotrichea; Heterotrichida; Blepharismidae
Source: the annotation of a GenBank genome assembly
AUGAGGAGGAUUGAACUUCUAGAUAGACAUCUCUCAGCCCAGCCUCUUUUCUGGACUCUCAAAAAUACAGACAUCAAAGAGUUCAAAACCGUUGGAAACCUCAAAGGCAAGACCAUUGUCAUUUCUGGAGCUUCUAGAGGAAUUGGUCUAGCAAUUGCCAAAAAAGCUGCUAGAGACGGAGCAAAUAUAGCAAUCCUCGCUAAGACUGCUGAGCCUCACAAGAAAUUAGAAGGAACCAUCUAUUCAGCAGCAAAAGAAAUAGAAGAAGCAGGCGGAAGAGCUCUCCCUAUAAAAUGCGAUAUAAGAUUUGAAGACCAAGUAAAAUCUGCAGUUGAGCAAACAGUUGCUACCUUUGGCGGAAUCGACAUUCUCAUCAACAAUGCUUCCUAUAUUUCUCUCACUCCUACAUUGGACACAACCAUAAAAUCUUUUGAUUUAAUCAACCAAAUCAUUGCAAGAGGCACCUUCAUGCUUUCCAAAUAUUGUAUCCCACAUUUGUUGAAGGCACAGAACCCUCAUAUUUUGAUCAUGUGGUUCUUUGGAAUAAACAAAAUAAUUUUUUCAAUAAUUUUUUGGGAUAAUAUUAAAAAAAUUUGAUCAUUUCAGCACCACUUAAUAUGGAUCCAAAAUGGUUUGCGCCACAUUUGGCAUAUACGAUAUCGAAGUUUCAAAUGAGCUUAUGCACGCUAGGGCUAAGUGAAGAAUGGAAAGGACAAAUUGGAGUAAAUUCGCUAUGGCCGAGAACUGCAGUGGCUACUGCUGCUAUAAAGCAUGCAUUGGGUGGAGAGCCUAUGAUGCAAAGAAGCAGAAAAGUUGACAUAAUGGCUGAUGCUGCCUAUAUAAUUAUGACGAGCUGCAAUAAACAAACGAAUGGAAAUUUCUUUAUUGAUGAUGAGGUUGUUGGGCCUCACGAUCUAAAGAAAUACAAUGUGAACCCUAAUAUCCCACUCGAAGAGCUUAUGCCUGACUUUUUCAUUAAUUAA